AUGCCUCCUAAGCGAAAGCGUGGCGGCACCGCCGACAACGGUGGUGUCCGGCCCUCGCCGCAUCGCCCGGAACAGACACAUCUCGGACAGCACGACCGCAACGACCGGGGCCAUGGCUAUGUCGACGGCGGCAACGACGGCAGCAUACGUGGGCGACGGGGCAGCAGUGGCGGCCGUGGUGGUGGCAUCGUGGGCAGCGGACGCGUGGGCGCCGACCGUAACAAAUGGGGCGAACGUUUGGGGUCGCAAGGCCCUUCACACGACAGCAGCGCUGCUCGUCCACCACCCACAAACGGCACCGCAUCGACCACGCCCUCCGUCACCGCCUCGCCAGCAGCCGUCGCGCGACCGUUGCCACGGAACAGCACACCUGCAACGCCUUCCGAACCGCCAGCACCCCCACCGCCCGCGCGACCGUCUCUCCCGCACGUUUACGCCAUCCUGACGGACGACCGAGUUUCGACCUGGACGACCGGCACAGGCCGCCAGGAGAUUGUCGACGCCGGCGAGACGGCCCGCACCGAUGAGGACGAGGUGGCGCUCUCGACGCUGUUCCAAGAGGCCCUGCGGUCCGUCGUGGACCGGCGGCGUCCCCCGGCCGAGCUGGGUGCCGUCGUGAAGCAGGUCCUCGGCGACGACAGUACGGCAACAGCAGCCGCCAGCGCCGCGGCCGCCUUCAGCCCGUCCAUUGUCUUCCUCGACACCGUCUCUGUUUUUGUCGAAGUCGACGACGCGGCUGCUGUCCCGGCCAAUCUGCUGUUGCUGCGCACGUUUAUGGGCGCCACGGGCGUGCCUCCCGCGCUCAUGCGCCAGAUCCUCGACCACGAGUUCCUCAUGCGCCUCGGCCUGCUUCGCGACACCUUCCACCGCAUGACCAUCCGCUUCUCCACCAACCUGCUCUACCGCCAGCAGAGCUACAACCUGCUGCGUGAGGAGACCGAGGGCUUCUCCAAGCUCGUCACCGAGCUCUACAACAACGCCGUCGCCCAGCAGGACCCGUCCUUUGACACGGCCCGUGCCACCUUCGAAAAGGUCAAGGGUCUUAUCGGCACCUUUGAUCUCGACGUGGGCCGCGUGCUCGACACCACCCUCGACGUCUUUGCCGCCACCAUCGUCAAGCAGUUUCGGUUCUUUGUCAAGUUCCUGCGCAUCAGCUCCUGGUGGCCCCGCGACCACCCCGGCCACCCGCGCAGCUCCUUCUUUGGUGGCCUGCCGCGAUGGGCCCAGCCCGAGCUUGCUGAGCGGAUUUCUCGCCUGGGCGCAGCUGCCGCCGCAGACGAGGUCGACAGCGAAGAGGCGGCUGUUGUUGCUGAAGAGCGCCGCAAGCGCGACGUUGUCUUUUGGGACAUGGCACGCCAAUUGCACAUCUACGCCUUUUACCAACUGGGCGGCCGCGAGGUUGCCGAUCCACGACUGCAGAAACUGGUCGAGGCCGCCACCGCCAACGGCAAAGCCGAUGGUGCCGACGACAUGCUGCUUGGUGACGACGACGACAACAACAACAACAACAACAUCGACGGCGACGCUGACGCCGACAUGAGUGCGAACACAGCCGACACCGAGGCGACGGACAUCUCCAACUUUUCCGAGAACGAGCUGCAAUGGAUCAAGAAGACCAAAACAAUGCCGCCACCCGGCAACCGCGUCGCCGCCCAGAUUCUCGGCUUCAAGCUGCGCUUCUACAGCUCGGAUGCCCGCAAUGCGGACGACAUCCUACCGGCCAACCUCCUCUACCUGGCCGCUCUCCUCAUCAAGAUCGGCUUCAUCUCCUUCUGCGACCUCUACCCCCACCUCUGGCCAGCAGACGACGACAUGGAUGCCGUCCGCCGCCGCCGCGAGGACGAGUUGGCCAAGAAGGAGGAGAGUGAGCGAUACGGCUCGGCCGACGCCGCGCUUCUGGAGACGGUCCUGGAGGACGACGACCCACCUGCUGCACCAGCGCUCGAGUUGAGCAAGCCAGCAGCGUCUACGGCCGCAGGCGGCGACGCGGCAGCAGCUGGUGCAGCAUCGGCGGAGGCGCCCGCCGACGCACCACCAGCGCUCCCCGCGCCAACCGACAUGAAGAUCCAGAUUCUCGACCAGCUGCUCCUCAUCGGCGCCAUCCCUGAGGCCCUCUUCAUACUGGGCCGCUACCCCUGGAUCAUGGAGCUGUACGGCGAGAACCUGCUGCCGCUCAUCCACCGCAUCCUCCUCCAAUCGCUGCACAAGGUCGCUGCCGAGGCCCGCCCUGUCCCUGCCUCGGACGCCGCGGCCUCGCUCAUCACCGACGGGCCCCCAAAGAAGAUUGCCGAGUACGACCAGAGCGGCACAAUGAAGGGCUACGUCAAGCGCGGCGAGCAGGCCAUCCGCCGCCCCUUCCGCUGGCCCUUUGCCGACAAGCUCGACGUGGCCGAUGGCCAGCCCUACCGCUACUACUUUGACGAGUGGCUCGACAACGUCCCCGUCUGCCAAACCGUCGACGACGUCUUUGCCCUCUGCGACAGCUUCCUCGGCGUGUCCGGCCCCAACAUUGGCCAGGAGCCGGAGCUCGUUCUCAGUCUCGCGGCCAUUGGUGCCAAGGACCUGCAUGACGACCCGUCCCCCGCCAACCGCCAGCGCUGGUAUGACCUGCUGCAGCGCCUGCUCGUCCCCGCCCUGAGUCUGCUGCCGGCCAACCCCGCCUGUGUCGACGCCGUCUGGCAGCUGCUGCGCACGUACUCGCUGCGCCAGCGCUACGAACUCUACACCGCGUGGUUUGAGGGGUCCGUCGCGCGCCAGCCCGUCAUGCAAAAGGCCUUUGCCCGUACCAAGCGCGAGGCUCUGCGCAUCAUGCGGCGCAUCUCGCGCGAAAACAGCUCGCUCAUGGGCCGCUCGCUCGCCAAGGCGGCCCUGACGUCUCCGGCCGUCGUCUUCAAGGUGGCCCUCGGCGAGCUCGAGGCGUACGACAACCUCAUCGACGUCUUUGUCACCUGCGCGCGCUAUUUUACGGACUUGGGCUACGACGUCCUCGUCUGGUCGCUGAUGGGCUCCAUCGGCGGCGGCCGCCGCAGCCGACACAACGCCUCGUCCGUCCUCAUCGCCAGCAAGUGGCUGCAGGCCCUGUCGCGCUUUGCCGGUCUCGUCUUUGCCGCGUACCCCAACAUGGACGUCAAGCCCGUCGUGCAGUACGUCACGCGCCGUCUCUCUGCGGCCGGCGACCCAGGCGACCUGAUCAUCCUGCGCGACCUCAUCGUGUCCAUGGGCGGCCUCGCGGCCGAUUCGGACUGGACGGAAGCCAAGAUCCAGGGCAUGACCGGCGGCCCGGCCCUGCGUCGCCUCACCCUGCUCGCUAUGGGCGACGUGCGCGACGACACCGAUACGAGCGCCAAGGGUGCCAAACAACGCCACAGCGCGCAGCGCCUCGUCAAGACGCUGGUCGACGCCGGCCUCGUGGGCCGCCUCCUCAUCAACAUUGCCCAGCACCGCCAGGCUGCCAUUUAUGCGCCGGCCGCGAAACAGGCCCACAUCAAGUAUCUGGCGACGCUGGUCGACGACAGCCAGGAGAUUCUGACGCAGUACCUCGACCUGCUGCGCAACAUCCUGACCCCCGCCCAGUUCGAUGCUCUCGUACCCGCCAUUCCCGAGCUCAUGAAGGAGUUUGGCCUCGACGCCAACCUGGCUUUUUUAAUCGGCCGCCCGGGUCUCGAUUUUCACGCGGCCAUGGCCGCGCUUCCUGUUCCGACGAUGCCCACAGCAACAACAGAAGACGCUUCCAGCGCCAAACCAGACGCAACCGCUGCGGACGACGUGGCCAUGGAGAACGACGACGACACGCCCCAGGCCGACGGUAAGGCGGAUGGCAAGCCCGAGCCAAAUAGCACAGAAAUGGACGUCGAUGCGCCGUCUGCGCCUGCUGCGCCUGAGACCGUCGCGCCCUCGCUCACCACGAUGGGCACCCUGCAACCCCUCGUCGAGUUUAUCGCCGCGACCCUUCCCGAGCGGAUUCUCAAACGCAUCAGCCCCGAAUUCUUUGUCACCUUCUGGGCCCUUCAGCAGGGCGACAUUGUCGUUCCGCGAGCGCGCUACGAUGCCGAGAUCGACCGGCUGCGGAAGGAGAGCUCUGCGCUCAAGAACGCGCGUGGUGUGCAGGGCACAGAGAACCCACGUGCCGCCAUGAUGCGGCGUAACGAGGAAGCCGAGGCCCGCCUCAAGGAGCGCCAGGCCAUCGCCGAGGAGAUGCUCGCCCUGGGGACCCGUAACCGCGACACUAAGCGACACCUGCUGGUGCAUGCGCAGACCUGGUUCACCAACAACGGGUCAUCGAGCGUCACCAUCGCGUCUGCCUCCGCGCUGUCCGACAUUUUGCUCGAGCAGUGCCUUGUGCCGCGCAUUCUGCUGUCUGUGGCCGAUGCCGAGUACGCCUUCCGCUUCGUGCGCUUCCUCCACGAGAAUCGCGUGCCCCACUUCCAGCUGGCCACCUUUUAUCAGCGGCUGUUCAGCGCCAACCGGCUUCGUGACCUCAUCUUUACAAGUACCGUGCGCGAGGCCGAGCGUGUUGGUCGUUUCCUCAAGCUGAUUCUGGCGGACCUGGCACGCUGGCAUGGCGACAAGAAUGCGUACGAGCGCGAGGCUCUUGGCCAAACCAAGAACGGGCGGCGCAGCUACCUGGGGUUCGUCAAGAACUCCAAGGCGGCGGCCAAGCCUGCUGGCAAGGCUGCUGCGACGUCCUCCGAGAGCGCCGAGGGUGGCAAGGACAAGGACAACAAGGUCAACGAGGACAACGAGGACGGCCCGACAUACAUUGAGCACACCGAGUUCCGCGACCUUCUCUACAGUUGGCAUAAGAACCUCAACAUGGCUCUGAAGGACUGCCUGGAAAAUCUCGAGUGGACGCACAUCCGCAACGCCAUCAGCGUGCUCAAAGCCGUCAUGGACGCCUUCCCGGCCGUCGAUUUUAUGGGCCGCCAGUUCGCCGACCAACUGCAGCGCAUUGCCGCGCGCGAGUCCGCAACGAACAAUGCCACGCCAGAGGCCAGCCAGCGCAUCGAUUUGUCCGUCACCGCCCGCGCCAUCUACUCGGAGCUGCUGCGCCGCAAGUCCAAGUGGGUCAUGGUGCAGGCCUUCCGCUCAAACGUGUCAACCAAGUCGUCCGCCGGCGAUGACAAGUCCAAAACCGCUUCCAAUGGCGAGAAUGGUCUCCGACCCGAUGCGCCCGAGUUCCGACCCCAGCGCCUCGGCGGUGCGGAUGCAGAGGACGGCGAGCUCAAGGAUGCCGGGACCAGCGGGGCCAACGGCGUCAAGCGUGCGACAUCGACCGCACCGUCCACAUCGUCCGGAACGGGCGGCGGUGGUGGUGUCACGAGCAAACCUUCCACACCCCGACCUGGUGCCGGCCACCUGCAAGGCAACCGCACACCCAACGCCUCUCGAGGCGGCGACGCUCACUCGCAGCUGCCUAAGCAGCCGUCUGCGCUGACCUCGCUUCCCCUCUCGCACAGCCUGCCCAACCGCCCCGACUUUUCUGUUGGUGGCGGUCGCUUUGCGCAAGGCGACCGGUUUGGCCAGAUUCGGAACCAGGACCGGCGGGACGCUUCGUCGCCUCGGGGCCCUUCGGCACAACAUCACAUGGACAACAGCAAUGCCAACAGCACCGCGAGCAGCAAUCACCAGCAACAGCAAACGCCGCAGCAGACGGCUGCCACGCCGCCGACCGAUCCCCGCGGACCAAGAGAUCCGCGCGAUCCGCGCGACCACGGCCGCGAUGGUCGGAAUCCACGUGCUCAAGAUAACAGCAGUAGCCGUCCCGAUCGGCCCCCUGGCGGCCGUGAUUUUGCCGGCAACAUGCCUGGCGAACAUGGUGGCCGUAACCGCAUGGACAACACGCCGACACGGCGGGGCGGUGAUCUUGUGCGCGACAACCGUGACGCUCGUGAUGCCCGUGACGGUCGUGGCGCCCGCGACGCGCGCGAUCUACGCGAUGCGCCACGCGAUGCGACACCACCCGCAAACGUCACACCACCACUGGGGCCUGCGUCGUCGACCCCACAAAAGAAACCCGACGCGGUGGCGCCUGAGGUUGCCAUCAACCCCGAACGCGCGCGCUUGAUUCAAGACGACAGCCGAGACCGGACUCGAUCAGGAUCCGGUGUUGGGACAACGACGCCCGGUGGAGGACGCACACAGUCACCUCGUGUCUCCGACCGCCGCGGGCAACCCUUGGCCAUCGAGCCUGCCUCGGCCAACGACCGAGGACGUGGUCGGGAUGGUGAUCGAGAGGAUCGCGACGCUCGUGACGGGCGUGACGGACGUGACGGCCGCGAUGGCCGUGAUACUCAUGAGGGCAGGGAUGGCCGGAACAACCGGGACCGCGAGCAUGACCGUGAUAGGGAGCGGGAGCGCGACGAUCGCCAUGGCCGGAAUGCGCCUGCCGGGGCUCCCAGCCAGCCGAGAGAUGCAGCAGCAGCCGAGCCAGGCCGUGAGUCCCGCGCCGAACGCGGCGAGCGGUCAGAACGUGAUGUGCGCGGUGAAAGGAGCAGCCGUGGCGGAGAACGCGGCAGUGAUCGUGGAGAGCGCAACGAUAGAGCCGAGCGCAGUGAUCGUGGCGAUCGUGGCGAACGCGGUGAUCGUAGUGACCGUGGUGACCGUGGCGACCGUGGGGAGCGCACAGAACGUGGCAGCGAGCGUGGGGACAGGGACCGCGACCGGGAUCGCGGCGAACGCAACGAACGCAAUGAACGCAGCGAGCGCAGCGAACGGGGCGAACGGGGCGAACGGGGUGACCGUGGCGAUAGGAAUCGUCCGCCACACGACCUCAGCUACGGCCGUCUGAACGCCGUUCCACCCCUCGUCGACAGCAACAGCUUUCCACUUGGCCCUCGUGGCAGUCGAGGACGCGAUGGCCGCGAUCCUCGAGACCAACCUCUGGCCGGCCCUCGGGAUGGUGGCAGAUCCUCCCAGCAACAGCAACAACAACUAUCCUCUCAAGGCUCAAACGCCGGCGACAGCCAGCAGAACCAGCCGCCGUCUGGCCCAUCCCGCUCCGCUAGGAGAGGACGCGGCGGCCAGCUCGAUGGCGGUUCCGGCAAUAGCGGCCGCAGCAGCCAAGGUUCGGGACUCGGGCCGCCCGCCCCUCCCUCCGCACCCUCGACGUCGGUCAACGCAACGCCUGUGUCAGGCGACCGCAUGCGCCAGUUCAACAACAACGCGAACGCCCGCGGUACACCGCCUCCCCCACCUCGUCCUCUGCCUCCUGCCGGGCCGUCAUCCGGAGCUCCAGCACACAGUGGUACGCCCGACCGCUCCGGGCAACAGCAUCAGCAGCGCGGACAAUCCUCUGCCAGCCUCCCCCAAACGCCUGCCUCCGACAACACCACCACCACCAACAACAACGCCAGCGGUGGCCGAGACAUUCGUGGUGGUCCUGAUGGCAGUAGCAACGCCGGCACACCGUCGUCGUCGAGCCGCGACAACAACGGCGGCGGCGAUCGCUUACGUUCCCGUGGCAAUGAGCGUGAACGCAUGAUGAAGGGCAUCCAGGACGCCAUUGCUGGCGGACCCGGGAGCGGCGGGCGGCGCGCCAACAACAUGAGCAGCCGUGGCCACAUUGCGGGUUCGGACGCGCAGGUGCUUACUGGUGGCAUGCCCCCUCCGUCGCCCGCCUUUGAGCGCAACGAUCCCCUGCGCAACGGCGGUGGCGGCGGUGGCGGCGGUGGCGGCGGUGGUAGCAGCAGUGACCGUCGCAGCGACCGGAACGACCGCGGCGAGCGGGGUGACCGCAACGACCGUGGCGACCGUCGCAGCUCGCGCCGUAGCAGCCGUGAGCGCAGUCCUACUGGUAGUGGUGGUGGCGGUGGUGGUCACGGCCAUCGUGGUGACCGCAGUGGUCCGCCACAGCAACAACAGCAGCAACAGCAGCAGCAGCAGCAGCAGCAGCACCAUGGUCUGCCUCCCCCGCCUCCUCCACCUCCUCCAGGACCGCCUCCCGGUCCCGGCCUCCCGCUUCUGCCGCAGCAACAGCAACACCAGCCAAGCUCCUUUGGCGGUUCAAACUCCCGGCGGUCAUCCAACCGUGGUGACCUAUUUGGCGGCAGUGGCCCGCUUCGCGGCAGUGGCAGUGGCGGUGGCGGCGGCAGUGGCGAUCCGAACCGCGAGCCCGUGGGCCCCGGACGGGAUGCUCGCCGCAGUGGCGGUGGUGGCGGGAAUGACUUCCGUGGUGGUGGAGGUGGUGGUGAUAUUGGAAGCGGUGGAGGUCGCGGAGGUCGCGAUGACCACCGUGGCCGCAAGCGGCGUAGUGACGAAGGCGCAGGCCUAUUGUCCAACGACCGGGACAAGAAGCGGCGGCGGUAG
Molecule: messenger RNA, 8304 nt
Organism: Sporothrix schenckii 1099-18
Lineage: Eukaryota; Fungi; Ascomycota; Sordariomycetes; Ophiostomatales; Ophiostomataceae
Product: THO complex subunit 2
Exons: 1
Coding region: 1-8304 (2767 amino acids)
Biological process (GO): mRNA export from nucleus; mRNA processing
Cellular component (GO): THO complex part of transcription export complex
Molecular function (GO): mRNA binding
Source: RefSeq, a predicted model, not a curated record